AUGGAAACAGAUGCAUCUUCCACAGGAAUUGGAGCUGUUCUUAUGCAAGAACAAAGGGCCAUCGAAUUUUUCAGUGAGAAAUUAUCCCCUACCCAUCAAUUGUGGUCCGCGUACAAGCAAGAAUUGUAUGCAAUUAAAUCUCCUUAUGCGUUCCACCAUAAAGCUGGAAAAUACAACAAAGUGGCGGACGCUCUCAGCCGUAAGACAUAUCUUCUCAAUAAAUUGCAACUUGAGGUUGUGGUGUUUUCAGCACUAAGGGACCAAUAUUCAGACGAUCCAGAUCUCGAUCACAUUUGGCAAAGAUGUUAUUUGCAGGAAGCAGCAAGGGAUUUCCACAUUUAUAACCGAUAUCUUUUUAAAGGUUUGCAGCUUUGUAUCCCUCGGAGCUCUCUUCGCCUUCAACUUAUUCAAGAACUUCAUGGCGAUGGCCUAGCUGCUCACACUGGCCAGGACAAAACUAUCUCCUUGCUUGAGGAAUGA
Molecule: messenger RNA, 480 nt
Organism: Ziziphus jujuba (common jujube)
Lineage: Eukaryota; Viridiplantae; Streptophyta; Magnoliopsida; Rosales; Rhamnaceae
Exons: 2
Coding region: 1-480 (159 amino acids)
Source: RefSeq, a predicted model, not a curated record